This is a messenger RNA of Prorocentrum cordatum, 492 nucleotides long. NCBI's taxonomy places the organism in Eukaryota, Dinophyceae, Prorocentrales, Prorocentraceae. The record is from the annotation of a GenBank genome assembly.
AUGGGUGGCCCUGGCCGCUCUGGACUGGCUCAGAAACAGACUGGGGCGUGUUCAAUACGACAAGAUCGCGCCGGAGCCUCUUUGCCGAUUUCGGUGCGAGGCCGCUUCUGGGUUCCGGAGUCGACCGCGCAGGAGAUGGGCAGAACCCAGUUUGAGGGUGCGCUUUUCUCCCAGGCGAUUCUGAUGCAGCGACCGGCCACCCAGCAGGCGCGAGCCCAGCAACAUCUUGGGAGUGGGAUCGCAUCCAGCUACCAGGCGGACUUCUCGCUGGCGGCCUUGCAGUCGCGCAAGGCGCAGGCGGAGUCCAUGAGGAGGGCCGCGAGCGCACCCGCGGGCGUCUCCGCCGAGGGGCUCGAGGACGACCGCGGACGCCCGCCGAGGCUGGAGCCGGGCGGCAGCCGGCCGAACCACACCCGCCUGUCCUACGGCUUCUCGAGGGAGGCCGACUCAAGCAUGCCGACCCGCUUGCUGCGCGGCUCGACGAGGCUCUAG